AUGUAUUGUGAUGAAGACCCUUUUUGUAAUUAUUUUUUAUAUAAUCAGAAGAAAAAAGAAAUUCGACUAUGCUACGAUAAGAAAAUUAAUUUAAAACAGCCUAAAUAUGAUCAUACAUGGGUAACAAGUAUAAAGGAAAAUGUUUUUGAAAAUUUUUCUCCAUCACUUAUCAAUUCACAAGGAAUUUGUAGUAAUCAAGUUGACAAAAUAUUUUUCAGCUCAUUAAAUGAGGCAAUCCAAAAAGGAAAGGAAAAUAACAAAAAAUUUUUGAUAUUAAACUUUCAGUCCAAAAAUAGUGAAGAUAAUAUAGAGGGCUAUUUUUGUGACAGCAUAGAUUAUUUUAUUAAUAGAGAAGGCUAUGUAGUUUUUGAUUUUAUCAAAAGGGAACAACCUCAUCAAUCAUGUUUAAAAAGUAAAAAAUGUGGAUUAAGAGGACCAGUACAAUCAGAUGAUAGUAAAUAUGAAGAAAAUAUAAACCCAGGUGAUGUUGUUGUUGCCCACAAAUUUUAG
Plasmodium adleri (nom. inval.) is the source of this 510-nucleotide messenger RNA. Its product is annotated as conserved Plasmodium protein, unknown function. The transcript has 6 exons. Bases 1 to 510 code for a protein of 169 amino acids. The record is from RefSeq and is a predicted model, not a curated record. Lineage: Eukaryota; Apicomplexa; Aconoidasida; Haemosporida; Plasmodiidae.